Messenger RNA from Cydia splendana, 1587 nucleotides. Its product is annotated as putative serine protease K12H4.7. The record is from RefSeq and is a predicted model, not a curated record. NCBI's taxonomy places the organism in Eukaryota, Metazoa, Arthropoda, Insecta, Lepidoptera, Tortricidae. Gene Ontology annotation, molecular function: dipeptidyl-peptidase activity; serine-type exopeptidase activity. The transcript is spliced from 11 exons. Gene Ontology annotation, biological process: proteolysis. Bases 1 to 1587 code for a protein of 528 amino acids.
AUGUCGCAGAAGGAGGAGGCGGAGAGGGAACGAGAAGCGGCUGCUGACGCGCUUCCUCUCCGACGCAGGCUAUGCUCGCCUCGAGCCCUAGUGGGGCCAGCGGGGCUCCCAGGACUGCUCGUGUUCCUGGCAUCAGCAUCAGCUCUCCGAGACAUUGAGCCUCCAGCGCCGAGCCGCGUGUCCAGGAAUGACCCCGUAGAAGGCUGGCUGACUGUCAGGCUGAAUCAUUUCAAAGCCAGCUUUAAUGAUACCUUCCGAAUGCGCUACUACUACAACGACGAGUUCGCCGAAAACAACAACAUCGUGAUCUUCGUGGGCGGUGAAUGGGCCAUCCACCCCGCCUGGACCCAGGGGGGAUUGGCGUAUGAACUCGCUGAGUUAACUAAAUCAGCUCUCUUCUACACUGAGCAUCGGUAUUAUGGAGACACGAGGCCUAGCGCGGACACCAGCGUGGAAGACCUCCGAUACUUGACCGUGGACCAAGCUUUGGGAGACCUUGCUCAGUUCAUCCAGCAUGUCAAGAGCGAUGCUUUCGAAGAUGGUCGCUACAGGAAUGGCUCCGUUGGCUUAGUGGGGUGCUCCUACGCCGGCAGCAUGGCUACAUGGAUGAAACUGGGAUAUCCUCACCUCAUUGAUGCUGCCUUCUCCGACAGUGGACCCUUGCACGCUCAGGAAGAUUUUCCUGAAUACCUAGAGGUGAUAACUGAAGCGAUUCGCAGCCAAGGUAGUGAAGCAUGCUUGACAACCAUCGAACAAGCUGUCGAGCGGAUUGUCGAGCAACUUGCCACGACCACUGGUCCUGCUACUAUCUCUAGUUUAUUCAACACGUGUUCCACCAUCCAGGCUACUCCCUUGGACAUGGCGACGUUCUUCUGGUUCGGCAUCACGGAGACCUUCGCGUAUUUGGUGCAGUACGCCACUCCUGGAGAUAUACCUGAUGCAUGCGCUGUUUUAACUGACUCCUCUGUUGAUGACCCAGUCCAACGCCUAGCCAACUGGAUCACCAGCCAGCCUUGGACGCAGCCCUGCAUCGAGACCCGCUACUCCGUCAUCGUGGAGCAACACACCAACACCAGCUAUGACGCGCCGCAGGCAGUCAUGCGACUCUGGACGUACCAGACCUGCGUAGAAUACGGCUGGUACCAAACAACCACCAGCAACAAUCAGCCUUUCCUCGACACCAUCCCUCUGGAGUACUUCCACCAGAUGUGCAGAGACUUCUUCUCGUCAUACUUUGAUGAGGAACUCCUGGCCUCCGGCGUAUGGCGUACGAACGCCCUGUUCGCCGGGCGCCACCUGCCGGACUGCGUUGUAACCGUGGCCGGCGGACUGGACCCCUGGGCGCCGAUGGGGCCCAAUGUGACCCAUGCGACAGAGAUGGCGCCUGUUUAUGUGGUGCCUACGGUUUCGCAUUGCCGGGCAGUACAAUCAACAGCAUCAAGUGAGACGGAAGAGCUCGCCCGCGCCAAGCGUGCUGUAUUGAGUCACAUGCAAUACUACAUGACCGGGGAACGAUCCUCUGCUAGUACAACUUUCGCUGGUGUCGCCUGUUUAUGGGUCGUAGUUGCUGGAUUCUUACUCAAGUAG